This is a messenger RNA of Vicia faba (fava bean), 297 nucleotides long. Lineage: Eukaryota; Viridiplantae; Streptophyta; Magnoliopsida; Fabales; Fabaceae. The record is from the annotation of a GenBank genome assembly.
AUGCUAUAUUUAGGUUCCAAUCUCUGGAAUGUUUUAUCUUGUUUGUUGAGUCAUUGUGCAAAAAAUCUUCCUUACUUAAAUCCUGGAAUGGCAAGUGAAGUUGGAAAUUAUACAAUCCAACAGGAGGUAAAAUCGAGACUAAAUCAUCAAUCAAAUGUAAUGGAAGUUCAUAUAUAUAUCCGGAAGAAUAGAAACAACAGUAUCAUCUCCAAGGACGAGUUUCCGUUUGAGUUGAUCGAUGCAGAGUGUGGUGAGGGACGGGGAACAGAGGCUAAGGUGGAUGUGAGUGCUUUUUAG